AUGGGUUUAGGUUCAUUCCCCACCACUAGACCGACAAGGCGUAAUGCCAGCGACAGCGCGAUCCCGAUCUACGGGAGGUCAGCUCCUUGCCAACCCAGAGGCUUGACUUACAUCGAAGCACAAGGAAUGGUCCGAUGGUCCUGGUACGAAGGACAAUUCUCCUGGCUCAAAAUACUUAUCUGGGUGUCCCCUGUCUCCGCUUUGAUUGGACUGGUUGCCGUUGUUGUUGGCAUUGUUACCGCGGCAUGGUAUGUGGUGGUGCUAGGUGCCAUUCAGACACUGUUUUUUUGUGUGCUUAUGGGAAUAGUGCCCAAUUGGAUGUGGAAUGAGAAGAAACAGUAUGCAAUUAGCGUGGCACGCCUAAAGAGCAAGGAAGCGGCCCGGAUGUGGGAGAGAGUGGAACCUCACUUUCACUUUUAUGCCAAAGAUGUCUUCUUCGAGACUUCGUAUGGUGCCAAAAGUUUGAAAGUACUUCGUGAUGGCACCAUUGAAGUGCACGGUUGCCAUAAUGAUGCCGGGGAUGGAAGUGAUCUUGACAUGUUCGGUGACAUGGCCGACAUGGCCGCAGAAAUAACCGACACCAGUGCUCCAACAGAGCUUCCAUCUGCCUUCUAA
Messenger RNA from Seminavis robusta, 615 nucleotides. The record is from the annotation of a GenBank genome assembly. NCBI's taxonomy places the organism in Eukaryota, Bacillariophyta, Bacillariophyceae, Naviculales, Naviculaceae.